AUGUCGCCGACACUGUUCAACCUGUAUACAGCUAAGCUACAUGAUACCGAUACCGAAGAAGAUACUGUCACCGUACAAUUUGCCGAUGACUUCGUUAAGAUUGUCAGAGGCAAAUCUUUGACAGAAGCAAGAACAUUAUACGGGAGCUACCUAGCAUAUGGCAGUGCCAUCUACGGUGAUACACCGAAAACCUACAAGGAAAUGUUGGCUGUAUCAAGCCGGCAAUGCCAGCGGAUAGCCACAGGAUGCACAAGAACCACUCCUAUUAACACCCUAGCAGCGCUGUCAAAUGAAGAACCACUUUCUUUGAAACGCCAUUAUUACGCCAUGAAAAAAAUAACGCAACACUUCAAAAAGAAUGACGAAAUUGCUGAACAACUAAGAAGACUUCAACCUAUGCCAAAUUUCCAGAAAUCCAAGUGUUUCACAUUUAUGGAAAAGGUGUAUUUGGAAAAUUCGGAAACGGUUCAAAACGUAUACGAAAACUACGAAAUGGAAGAAAUACCAAAAAUAGAUGUACGCCCACAAAUAGAGAAAAUACCAAUAAACAAAAAGAAAAUGUCCACAUCUACAAUGCUACAAAUCGCCAAGGAACAUAUUAAUACGGAAUACUUAUUUUGGAGACAAAUCUAUACCGAUGCCUCUAAGUCAACGGAAGGCUGUGGUAUCGGAGUAUAUGAAUCAAAUUCAGAAACAGAGAUUAGUUUACGCCUUGAACACCCGACAAGUAUUAUGACAGCAGAAUUAAUUGCUAUCCAGAUAGCUUUGAGAGAAAUCCCAAGCUUAGAAACAGAUCAAUUUUAUAGAAAUGUUAUACUCACCGACUCUCAAGCUGCUUGUCAAUUACUAUUAUCGUGCCAGUUUGAUAAAAGCUGGGAUCAUUUGACCGGUGAAAUUUGUACAAAUUUGUAUAAAACAAAUACGGUACUCCAGUGGAUUCCAGGGCAUGUUGGCCUCAACGGAAAUGAGCAUGCCGAUCGCCUAGCUAAAACAGGAGUUCAAGCAAAUGCUAUCGUAGUCAACAAAUUACUUUGGGUUGACGCAAUCAGGAAUUAUAAACAGGAACUAUCAUCUGCUACAAACCAAUGGUAUCGGGACAUUGCCCUGCGAGACGGCAAAGGACUGAAAUUUUUCGAAAUGUUCUCAAACUUUCCCAUCAAACCUUGGUUUUGGACCGCUGAUUUGGAUGGAGAAGAAAUCCGCACGCUGAACCGUGUUUUGGCUGGCCAUGACUACUCAGAAUACUGGCUGGCUAAAAUGAAAUUAGUAGUUAAUGAAGAUUGCGAAAUGUGCCAAGAAAAGAACACUACCGAACACUGCCUGCUCAAAUGUAUGAAGUACAACCACGUCCGAAACCAUUUCCACUGGGAAAACUACAAUAAAUUAACCGAAAUCGCCAAAAAUGAUAAAGAACUUUGUUGCGUGGAAAAACUAAAGCAAAUUUUAAAAUUCAUAAAAAUGGCAAAUUUGCGUAUGUGA
This is a messenger RNA of Uranotaenia lowii, 1479 nucleotides long. RefSeq lists its product as uncharacterized. Lineage: Eukaryota; Metazoa; Arthropoda; Insecta; Diptera; Culicidae. Gene Ontology annotation, molecular function: nucleic acid binding; RNA-DNA hybrid ribonuclease activity. Gene Ontology annotation, biological process: DNA replication, removal of RNA primer. The record is from RefSeq and is a predicted model, not a curated record. The transcript is spliced from 2 exons. The coding region runs from base 1 to 1479 and encodes 492 amino acids.